Molecule: messenger RNA, 2356 nt
Organism: Glossina fuscipes
Lineage: Eukaryota; Metazoa; Arthropoda; Insecta; Diptera; Glossinidae
Product: mediator of RNA polymerase II transcription subunit 15
Exons: 3
Coding region: 13-1620 (535 amino acids)
Cellular component (GO): extracellular matrix
Source: RefSeq, a predicted model, not a curated record
AGAACAAAGGCAAUGAAGCUGUUUAUACUGUGUAUGGGCUUUUGCUCAUUGCUGCUACUAUGCAAUUUCGCGGCGGCCACUUACCCAGCUCUACAUGCUCUCCAUCUACAACAAAUACAGCAGCAACAACACGCAGUAACCCUAAGCCAGCAACAACAAGAUCAACAGCGACAAUUACAACAAUUACAGCAACAGCAACAGCAACAGCAGCAACAACAACAGCAACAACUGCACUCAUCAUCGGAUAUUGGGAAUGAUUUUACUCAAGCGAUCACCUCAUCGGAAGAUUAUGACAGCCAUCCCCAGUACAGUUUCGCUUAUGACGUACGUGACAGCUUAACGGGUGAUGAAAAACAGCAGGAAGAAAAACGUGAUGGAGAUUUGGUUCAAGGACAAUAUUCGCUGGUCGAGCCUGACGGCACACGGCGGGUUGUUGAAUAUACAGCCGAUGAUGUUAACGGUUUUAAUGCUAUUGUGUCUAAGCAAUUGCUGGAUGAACAACGUUUACGAUCCGGCCACGCUGAGUCAGCAGUAUUGGCUUCAUCUGCCACUUAUAAUAGCUUUGAAAACCGCCAAUCACAACUGCAAGCUCAGGCGAUAGCCGAAGCUCAGGCUCAAAGUACUGCUUUCGCUAAUGCUCAGGCUUUAGCUGAGGCUCAAGUAAGGACCCAAACUUUAGCUCAAGCUCGUCAAAAUUCCCAGGCUGAACUACAUGCACGCAAUCAAUUGGCAGCAGAGGCCGAGGCCCGCAAUUUAGCUGAGGCUCAGGCUCGCGCCGAAGGUCAGGCACGGGCGGAAGCCGAAGCACGCGCACAAGCCGAAGCUCGUGCUCAGGAAGAAGCUCGCUCCAAAGUGCGUAGCCAAGCUGAAUUGCAAGCUCUGGCCCAAGCCGAACAACAAGCCCGCGUUAAGGCCCAGCAGCUCAUGGACGAAUUCGAACAACAAUACAAUCAACAGCAACGAUUGCAAAUUCAACAGUUGCAACAACAACAGCAGCAACAGCUUUUGCGCACUGAAGCCCAAGCCACGCAAGAAAGACUUAGCAAUGAUCAGGCUUUGCUUUUAGCUCAGUCGUUGCCCUCGCAAGCUUUAGGUCACAAUGUUCGUACAGCCGUUAUAGCCCACCCGCCUACUUUAUUAUCUAGAACAACGACGGGAACUGUAUUCGCUCACCCACGUAACAUUGCCGCUUUGAAGGAGACACGAAUAAGCGUCGAACGUACCGUUCAUCCCCAAAUAGUUUUAACUCAGCCCCCUACUGCCACUGUGCAAACACGCUUAGUCCAUUCGCCUUUAUUACUGGAAACCAAUGAAUUAAAUAGCGGCCUAUUAGCUUCAAAUACUGGCGUGUUGCUAAGUGGUUCCGGCCAACGCUCCUCAGAACAACUGUUAACAAACUUGGAAAAUAGUGAUCUGCAAAAUUCUCUUAUACAUCAUGGUAUGGCCGCAAGUUCGUCCUCCGUGAGAUUGUUGAAUGAUAGCGAUAAUACUGGAGCACGCUUUAGUUACGAGUCUUCGAGCGGUCAAGAUAAUUUGGAAUUGCACGGUAACGAAGGCAAUUUAAGACACGGACUUAGUGGUCGACGCUUGCAAAAUUUUAGUAGAAAAUCACAAUUUUAAGGAAUGGAAUUUUAAAAUCCCUACCCGCCCCUCAAAAUUAAACGGCUUAUCGGCCAAGUGAUAGCUGUACGCGAUUGUAUUGAUGAAGUGGACAAACCAGGACGAGUAAUAAUCACGAAUUUCUUUAGUUGUAGAUGAACUGAAACGCUAAAGGCAUAACGGAACUAGGCAUUCAAUCACGGACUAUGAUUUCAAUACAAACAAAACUAUUUCUUUUUUUUUUCUCUUUGUUCUUUGUUAAGCAUCAAUAAGUUCAUCAAUAAUUUACUAACUAAAACAUACACACAAACAUAUAUUGUUCUCAUCAUUAAUUUUCAUACAUAACAUAACUAACGUUAAAUAAUAUUAAAUUAAGUUAAGAAUGGGAUUUGGGUUCUUUUUUGUUCUAUUCUACACUACUACUACUAUUUUUUUGUAAUCAUCUCACAUAACAUACUCAUUAUGUACACAAACUUUCGCAUUAGAGUCAUUUGAAAUUCGUAUGUUUAUUGUAUAUUUCGAGCUUCAAUAGGAAGCACUUGUAGAUUAUUCAUGUAUGUGUUUACAAUUUAGAUACCAUCCAGAGAGUGCAUUACAUUUCUCUUACAUCGACAAUGUUCCUUUAACUCGGUCCUUCUCUCUCUCUCUCUUUCAAUAUAUUUAUCACUCGCUCUCACUCUCUCUAUCUCUAUCUCUCUCGACCUUUCCCGCUCUACUUACUAACACAAUUUUUUUCUUUUUACAUUCUUCUCUUUCU